Molecule: messenger RNA, 711 nt
Organism: Podospora bellae-mahoneyi
Lineage: Eukaryota; Fungi; Ascomycota; Sordariomycetes; Sordariales; Podosporaceae
Exons: 3
Coding region: 1-711 (236 amino acids)
Source: RefSeq, a predicted model, not a curated record
AUGAGGGCACAUCGGCUACAUUUGCUAUCACGCCUGAUUUCUGUCCAGCACCCAUCGCUUGGGGCAGGCUCAGAACUCAGGAAGAUUCUCAUUUCUACCUUUGAAAAGUCUAUGACUUUAUGGAUGGCCUGCCUGAGCCCGUGUCAUUUUGCGAGAAGCUUGCGUGGCUGCAUUCGAGCGGUAGUUCUCCCGAAGGAAAGUUUGGCUUCCAUUGUACUACGUACAACAGAGACUUGCCCCAAGACAGCACUUGGCACAACAGUUGGGAGCAAUUUUUUGCCAAUGGACUACGAAAUGUUCUUCAAGUCCGUAAAGACCGGGCAGGUCCCCAUGACGAGCUGGACUCUCUGCUCCCUGACCUCUUCGACAAGUAUUGUCAACGAAGAGACAGAAGAAGGAAUCGUGUAUGAUCCCGCCGCAUUUUGGGCUCACAAUGAGUAUGGACUGGGCAACUGGCGGCCGGCAAGGAACCAGUUCACUCGUUUGUACUUUGACGAGUACCAUUCACAUGUGCCAAAGGCUGAACCCGCCGAGGAUUACAAUGAUAGGAACGCUCUGUAUGCUCUACGAUUCGACUUGCACGCUGCGGCACUCUUCUCAACCCAGGAGGAGUAUGUUCCGAUGUAUGUAUCUUCUUCCGAAGCAACCAAGGGAAAGCCCGCUGACAGCCAUAACAGGGCCAUUGACGAAAUCACCAAAGGCACAGAGUAA